This is a messenger RNA of Desarmillaria tabescens, 203 nucleotides long. RefSeq lists its product as uncharacterized. NCBI's taxonomy places the organism in Eukaryota, Fungi, Basidiomycota, Agaricomycetes, Agaricales, Physalacriaceae. The transcript has 2 exons. The record is from RefSeq and is a predicted model, not a curated record. The annotation marks the transcript as partial.
ACUAUGCCUGGACAUGCCAAAUCAAACUCGAAAAAGUGCCAGAUUGCUUGCAAAUGCCAUGACCAGCUAAUGGAAAAGGCAGUCAUUGCAUACAAGAAUGAGCUUGUCAAACUACCUGGUGCUCCUCGGAAAGGUGCAAGAAAAAUCUGCAAAGAUUUUGAGGCUGUAUAUCAGAGAGAGACUGGAAAGGAGAUCUCACUUUU